This is a messenger RNA of Mesocestoides corti, 897 nucleotides long. The record is from the annotation of a GenBank genome assembly. NCBI's taxonomy places the organism in Eukaryota, Metazoa, Platyhelminthes, Cestoda, Cyclophyllidea, Mesocestoididae.
AUGAAGUGGCGCCUGGUGUAUCUCCAUCUUAUUAUUGUCGCAUUUUUUUUCGUCGUCAAUUUCGAGGAGGUGACAGGAGCCCCUGAAAAGGAGAUAAUAAACCCACAGGGUUCAUUGACCGAAUGCCACCUGCAGGUAGAAUGCACAGCCCCGCAGUUUCCCCAGGCUCCUCAAAGUAGAAAUGAGUCUGUGGGUAGAGUGAGGAAGAUUCGCAUUCCUGUUCGCGCGGCAAGGGGUCCUCAAGGUCCAAGGGGCCUCAGGGGACCGGCUGGUCCGAGGGGCCCGCCAGGAUACAGUCCUGUAAUCGAUGACGAUGUUAUUACCAACGACCACGUACGGAAGCGUGAGACUCACCAGAACCGCCAAGACUUCAUAACUGAACGAAGUCCAAUUGUCUGGAAAUUGGAGGAACAAACAGAAUAUGAAGACAUCCAUGUUCUUGAACUCCAAGUGGGCAAUUAUGGCUUCAGCGACCGUUUAGCAACUCUCGAAGACUUUGCAGGUGAUUGUUCCAUUGAAAUUGCAAAGCCGAAUACAUCAAGGGCACAGUAUUGCGUCACUCUUGAAAGUAUAGUGCCUGAAUUAAUUUCCAGCUCAGUUGGAAUUGUCAUCGACUGGGAUUUGAUUGAAGGAACAACAGCCGAAGAAAUUUGGGAGGCCUUUCAGCAGCGCUUGGUGAAUGAGACCAUCUUUCGACCCAUGCCUGCUCCCUACUCAGCCCAAUUUCGCUCUCCAGAAUACCUUAAUUCAUGGCAUAGUAAUCUUCAGGACAACACAAGACGAAUGAACUUAUUCGGCUACCGGGGUGAACACGACGGGAACUCAGUCGAUUUUCUACUUGAGCCUCAAAUGUUACUGAUUUUGGCUUGUGGAUUGAUUUUGGAGAUAUUUUUUUGA